Molecule: messenger RNA, 2990 nt
Organism: Candoia aspera
Lineage: Eukaryota; Metazoa; Chordata; Lepidosauria; Squamata; Candoiidae
Gene: FAM217A
Product: family with sequence similarity 217 member A
Source: RefSeq, a predicted model, not a curated record
AUGCCAAAAAGGCAGAAACCACUUUGUCUAGCAAAAGCAACUGUUGUAUAUGGUCCACAAAGCGGUAAACCUGAUGGCAAAGAUAUCAACCAGAGCAGAGAUGAAAAAAUGCUCACCUAUGGUCAGCAGAAGACCAUAGAAUGUGGACUACCCAUGGCACCUACUUUCAGUCCAGCCUAUUAUUCUCACAGAAAACUAAUGAGUAAAUUUUGUGCUGAAGAUCAGCCAUCUUCUGGUAACACUAUUACAUGCUUUCCUCGCGUCGGUACCAUUUAUGAUCCUUUAAGGAGGCAACAUACCCUUUCCUUGCCUAUGACCCACCUAGCCGGGCGAAGGGAGCAUUUCACAGAGCCAGAGAGGGGCUGCCUCGGCCCGAAAGUCUUUCCCUCUCCAUUGCUCGUUCCUCCCGAGAGAGGCCAACUGGAAGCGCCUCAUCAGGGGAUAGGGGUAGGGAUAGGAAUGGAGCGACCGGCCGGAAGGGAUCCGAGGGACGCGGGGAAGAGCAGCGCCAGGGGAAAGAAACCGUCGGCCUCCUCGCCCUUGAGGAGCCCGGGGGUCCCCGCGGGCUGCGGCGGUGCCUUGGCCGUUCCCAUGGCGACUGGCGGCCCGCAACGCGCCCUGAAAGUCGAGGCGGAGGCGCAAGGCGCUAAGCCCAAACUUCACCCAGCUGCGUCCUGCCCCAGCAUGUACCUAUCGGGUGGGGGUGGGGGUGGGGGUCUGCGCCCGCUUCUCCUCGUGAGAAAGCAACGCUCGGAAGUUUCAGAAACUUCCCAGGGUAGAGGAACGCAGGACGAAGGCCGGGUGGGACUCCCCGACGCAAAGGAAACGCCCUUCGAACCGCCCGCUCUCCUCAGUGGGAGAUACAGGCUUGGUGAUGAAAGCAAGACAAACAAGCCUGCCAAUUUAAAGGGAAAAAAAGGAGCUAUCCCUGGAAUUUAUGGGACUAGACUGCCAGUAAGCACCUUCUCUCACCAGAUACCUGAAUCUUUUGUGUCACAUGUCUACAGUUUAGAAAACGACUCUUCUGCUGAAAAGAAAUUUCAUCCACCAGAAGAUAAGCUUGCCGCAGGAGGUAUUCCUUCAAGCAAAUUCUACAAGCUUCCAGAUCUCUUGACUAGCAGUGAUUCUCUGUAUGGGAUCCCCAAAGCGUCGUUUGAAUUUAUGCAUGAAGACCUGAUAGUUGUCCAGCACCAGAUCAUUCCCCUCAAUGAAAGGCCACACCUGAGUGAUGACAUCCCAGUGCCUGGAGGCUGUGGGGACAUGGAUGGGGUGUUUGGAUCUUCUGGUUCCAGGGAUCUUCCAUCUUUGGUUCUGGAUGGGGUGGCACAGCUCAGAGAGACCUGUGGCUCCGUUCUUUUACAGGACCACGAUAAAACUGCACCAGAACAGUUGGCAACUCUUAACAUAUCAAACCAUUCUAGGACACCACAGCUGAAUUCAAACAACAGCAAACAAGGGCAAUUCCAUUCCUGGAACUAUGUACCUAAACAAGGGAAUAAUUCUGUGAGCAGAGACUUCAGUGAACCUUGUGCGGAAAUGCCAUCUACCUCCAGUGAUGUUCCUAGAAACGUAAUCCAUACUAAUCCACUGGUACAGUCUUUUAUGAAGAGACAUCACCCUGUUUCUUAUCAAGGAACUAAGAAGACUACAUCAGAGAAAAACAGCACGGAUGGCGAUGGAGACUUUCCCAAAAUGACAAAUGAAGCUGCUACUUCUGAUUCUUAUCCAGCUACAGAUAGUAGUGGGGAUGACAUGCGUUUGGCAAACAAAUGGAAACUGAAAAAAAGAAAUGAUAAUGUAGAAAGAAAGCUUUUAGUAGAAGAAAAGGCAGCAACUGAGACUGAGAAAAGAAAUAAAGCUCUGCUGGAAAAGUUAAAAAAUGUAAAUCUUAACUUAAAACCGGACCCUUUUGAGCACCAGGAAGAUGACAUUCCCUCUUCUUCUGCUGAGAAUGACAUGUUUUCAUACCCUGAUUUUCUUCCUUCACCCUACAAUAAUUUGAAUUUUAAAAAUUCCUUAUCCAAGUCAGAUGAUUGGAAAUCAUCUAUAAAGCCACCACUUAAUGCCUCACUUGAUAAAUUAGUUUCACGUCUUGUGGAAAUGGAAAGGUUACAGCACACAACUAUCUUAAGAGAAAGGGCAAGGGAAGCUAUUUGUCCUGCUGUGGCUGCUAACAAUCGUACUAUUUUGACAAAAGAAUUACCCCAGUCAAAACAGCCAAGGCCACUUGACUGUUGUCAAGUAAAGUGUGAUGGAGAUACUCACAAUUCUAGCUGUGGUGGGCAACAAACAGACAUGCCAAAAUGCCAACAGAGCCAUAACCACAAAAAUUCUGCACCCUCUAUGCAUUCAUCCUCAAAGAUGACCGGAGCAUCUUCCAGCAAUUUUAAGUCCAACAAAACUCCAGUAGUUUUAAGCUCAAGCAAUGUAGCUUUACGACAAUCACUCUCAUGCUCUGGAAGCUCGUCCAAAAUCUGUCCAGAUGUGAAACUGAAUUCUACAAAUGCAGACUCACCAAGCCCAACCAUAGCUUGUUCCUUACCAGACAGUGAGAGUUCAAAGAAUAGACCAACAAAGACAAAAAGGAAAGACCUUAAGAAAAAGGGGUCUCUAACAAGUAAAUCCUCCCAGUCUCAGAAAUUAAAAUCAGCCUCUCUCAUUUCAAAGCAGAAGUCCUCCAGUGUUGAUCCUCAGGGAUCUCUGGAAUGAAGUAAUCAUUUAUCAGUGUUAUUUGUGCAAAACAAUUGAGCAAGAACAUUUUGGAAAGCUCCGUCUUAAUUUGUAUUUAUGUGGAAGAAUGAACUCACCACCUGGAAUGAACAGGCAUUUUUUCUUUCCAGGAUCCAGAGUUUUGGCACUACCCUGGGAAGGAGGGUUAAAACAGUCCCACCCUCUCCUUAAUUGGAGAGUUUGUUUUAUAAAAAGGGAACUGAAAAUAAGCAUGUGGAUGACUGUGUCGAGGAAAAGAGUUAAGCCCAGAGGACAGCAGA